Molecule: messenger RNA, 3076 nt
Organism: Toxorhynchites rutilus septentrionalis
Lineage: Eukaryota; Metazoa; Arthropoda; Insecta; Diptera; Culicidae
Gene: Ttc7
Product: tetratricopeptide repeat protein 7B
Exons: 6
Coding region: 213-2669 (818 amino acids)
Biological process (GO): phosphatidylinositol phosphate biosynthetic process; protein localization to plasma membrane
Cellular component (GO): plasma membrane
Molecular function (GO): protein binding
Source: RefSeq, a predicted model, not a curated record
CUGACAGUCGAACAACAAGAACCAAAUCAAAACAGAGAAUGUAUAAAAAAGCGAAGGAACGGGAGUGUUUUAUAAUCAUAAUUUCAAGUGGGUGUUUGUCCAUAGAGUGUAGGAUAGGAAAAUUGAUUAUCGGGUGCAGAUAGGCCUGGGCAGACAUUACCCCAAUUGUUUCAUUCAAUCAAUCGUGCUAGGUGCGUAGAACCACGUUGAAAAUGACGGGACGCAAUCGGAACCAGGUCACUAAACUGGAGACCACGAUCGAGCAGUGUCGGGGCGAGGGCAAAUGGAAUCGGGUGAUUGAGCUGGCAGACGAACUCAAGUCUGGCUAUCCACAAGUUGAAAGUCUUGCAAACUUCCUCAUGGGGGAAGGUAAACUGGAGAGCUAUCUGGAGGAGCAUCCUCCAGUGGAGGACAAUUUUCACAAGGCUAAACUGGGACUGACAGAUGCGAAGCGCUAUCUGAACUCGGUGAUAGGGGAUAGUGGAAAAAAGGCUGGAAUAGCAUUGGACGCUCACCUGCUUCUGGCGAAAUUAUAUUACGCCUGUGGACAAUACGAUGAGUCGUUGCAAAAUUUUGUCCUGGCCGAGUUGAAUGCGCUGUCCGAGAAGCAUCUUUCACCUCGUAGCAUCCGGAUUUUGGCUGAAUCGUACGCCAUUAAGGGGAUGUGUUUGGAGAAAGGCGGCAAAGCGCCCUCGAAGUUCAAGCAAUCCGAACAGGAAACCGAUAUGAUUACUUGCUUCGAGCGAGCAGCCGACUUGGGGAUCCUUUAUCUUCAGGGACAAGAUAGCGGCAAUCAAGGCGAGGUUCGCCGGAUGAGUGCCGUGCUGGAAACCGGAUUGCAACGGGCGCCCAUUGUGCUGAUCAAGACGGGGAAGUUGCAAAAUGCAAUCGAUCGCUACCGGGUGAUGCUGAAUGCGGUUGAAACCAAGGCGACUCAAACUCUACGGUUGACUCUGACCAGACAACUGGCGGAGGUUCUGCUGAGAGGUGUGUCCGGAACAAUUUAUACCCCACCGACUAAUAUUAAUGCGACCAGGGCGGGCUCCGCCGGGAAGCGUCUAUGGGAACCGAGGAAAUAUGCAGCUAGACAACAGUUUAUUCCACGGAAUCAGCACGAGGAAACAAUUUUACUGCUGCUGAUAGCGGAAGCGCUGGCCGUGAGAGAUGCCGUCUUGUCGCAGAGUCCCGAGUUCCGAGAGGCAAGAAUGCACUCGUUGGGUAAUGCGACAGCGGUGUACGAUUUAAUGACCCUGACAACGGUUCGUUGGAACCAGGUCGGUUUGCUGCACGAUUCACUGGAAAAGGCACUGAAAUUUGCCUUUGGAGAAAGCCAUGUGUGGAAACAGUAUGCCACCUGUCUGAUUGCAAUGGGACGACACGAGCAUGCGGUUUGUGCUCUGAAAGAGUAUUCCAAGCUGGAGCCACAGGACACCUUGAGUUGUCUGAUGGCUGCAAGAUUGUGCUACGAACAUCUGGACAAGAUCAAGGAAGGGUUGGCAUUCGCGCAGGAAGCGCUGAGCAAAGAAGUGAAGGUGCUAAGACGCUCACGGGCUCAGCUUUACGUUGGAGUUGGUCUCCAACAAGUGGCAGUCUCUUCGACGUUGGUUUCCGAGAAGGAUCGUUACAAUAAGCUAGCAUUCGAAGCACUCGAGCGAGCAGUGCUACAGGAUCCAAAUGAUCACCUGGCAGAGUAUUACCUCGCAUGUCAACAUGCGUUAAAUUACAACAUCACGGAAGCACUGCUGCACAUCACAAGUGCCCUAUCGCUACGAGCUGAGCAUGCGUCCAGUUUACAUUUAUUCGCACUACUUUUAACUGCCAAUCGGCGUCCGAAAGAAGCGCUCGCCGUUGUACAAGAUGCCACCGAAGAAUUCCCAGACAAUCUGAAUCUCCUGCACGUAAAGGCACAUCUCGAGCUGUACCUGAAGGAUGUCGAAACAGCACUAGAAACUGUCCAACAGAUGCUCUGCAUUUGGCGGGAAGUGUACGAGGUGCAGCUUGCCAACGCCGGCAGUGGGACGGAACAUGAACACGAGAAACAAUCCGACACCAGAAGUGUGCUGCAAAUGCAGUCAUCGCAGAUGUCUGAUAAAGAUUCCAAUUCCAUACAUGCUGCAUCGUUGGCUGCCUCCCGUAUCGAGCACGCCCUGAGCGAAGCCGCUAGCUCUCUAAGCUCGUUCAGUCCUCGGCCGGGUCCACAGAAGGCCUGGAUAAUACAGUUCAAAAUUUGGCUUUUGUUGGCCGAUGUUUACCUGACAAUCGAGCAACCGAAUGAAGCAAUAAAUUGCAUUCAUGAGGCCAACCUGAUCAAUCCUGUGUCCCAUCAAGUUAUGUAUAUGCGUGGCCAGAUACACAUACACCAGCAGCAGUGGGCGGAAGCGAAGCAAUGCUUUCUGAACGCCGUCUCUGCGAAUCCUUACCACACCGAAGCGCUGCGAGCGCUGGGUGAAUCCCACCUCACCCUUGGCGAGCCUCGGCUGGCUGAGAAAACACUCAAAGACGCUGCCCGGAUCGAUCCAAAUUGUCCCAAGAUAUGGUUCCUGCUUGGUCGUGUGAUGGAAAGUAUAGGUGACUACACGGCGUCCGCUGACUGUAUGGCUACGGCACUGCAACUGGAGCCUUCUUGUCCGGUGCUACCGUUCACAUCGAUCGCGCUAGUCUUCGAGUAAGACGAACCGCUUUUUUUCCACGUAAACCACGAACGCGAAUGCCAAAAAUAUAUCUCGAUGGUUGGGUUUGUUGACUAAUUUUAAAUCAGAAAAGUAUAUCGUAUUCACUACGUUAAGGGUGUAUAUGUGUGAGAGUUCCGGAAACGGAUUCAUAAUGGUGCAAGAAACGGAACAUAGUUCGGACACAGCGAUUUUUCCACUAUAUCUACGCGGUGCGGUCCACAAACAAUAUUUAUUUUCCUCGCUACGUGUUUUAUCAUGACCCCCUAGUUUACACUUCUAAUGUGAUUUUUUGGUUCAUUGUGUACCUUUGUGGUAGGAAUGAUGUGUGCAUUUAUCUUCACAGUAUUCGAUAAGGCGAAAAAAAUGGAAUAAAACAAUCAUUAUAACUAUAUUACUAUAAAGUG